AUGACUGUCCAUUCUCGACCGACCCGAACCUCAAAGUCGAUGGUCUGGGGUGGAGUUCGAGCGGAGAACAUCCAGACCAAAACCGUCUUUCGGUGGACCGCUGAACACAAUGCGCAGUUCGAGUCAUUUCUCAAGAAGCAUGGGAAAAACGCGAGAACCACUGCAGACAUUGAUGAACUGUUGAUAAAGCUCAAUCUGGAUGGGUACUAUGGUGUCAAGAACAAGUCAGGCGAAGAUCUUGAGAAGAUCAUUCUCGACAAAGUGAAGAGAAAGCUCUACAAUGUUUCCAGGCAGUUGCCGAUGAAAGACAGGUCAUUCGAAGCUGGUCACAAGGACACUGCAAUGCCCGAAGACGGUGCAACCUUUAACAGCAGCCGCGAUGCAGCAUCGCCGCCACCUCCUGCGUAUGGUAAUACUGGGGGGAUUCCGGUAGCCCACGUUAAGAUCCCGCAAUUUGAACUCACAGGCAGAGGUUCUGCAGCAUUCAAGACGCCUUCACGGGAACGAAGAGAGGAGCGUCUGUCUCAAACGGGUCAAGAGGUCGUUCAUUACGUAGAUUCUCCUGCCGCCGAAUCAACCAUCCAGAGAAAACACAGGCCAAUGUCGGCCCAGGGCUCAGUCUCUCUAUCUGCCGAGAUCGGCGCCGCCGCAUCUUUGCAGUCGAGCCGACGAAGCAAGGCUCAACGUGUAUCGGAAGCUUGGAAUAAGUUCCACCAGAUCUUAUUGGACGUCGACCAGCAGCCGGACGAGGAGGAAGAUGAGACGUUGUACGGGCUGACGACCUCGAUGGUGCGUGCGAGCGACAGUAUUCUUGGCAAGAGGGUCGCCUCAUUGAACAGGUUGGCAGGGAGCCCGUAG
Messenger RNA from Neoarthrinium moseri, 858 nucleotides. RefSeq lists its product as uncharacterized. The transcript is spliced from 2 exons. The record is from RefSeq and is a predicted model, not a curated record. NCBI's taxonomy places the organism in Eukaryota, Fungi, Ascomycota, Sordariomycetes, Amphisphaeriales, Apiosporaceae. The coding region runs from base 1 to 858 and encodes 285 amino acids.